AUCACUGAAGAGCUUUAAAAGUGGCCUAGAUGCUGAAGGCGCCUCAGCAGGACGCACUGAUCGGAUUGUGACGCAUCCAGAUGCCUUCGUGCUGGAUUUUAAAGACACGCCCUCCGCCCUCUCUCUCUCUCUCAGUUCAUCCAUCUAUCCGUUCAUCCUCUGGCUGCAGUCUGUCGCCCGCGUGACCCGUUAAAACCGAUUUAGCGAUUGGUUGCAUGGCAACAUGGCGACGGAGUUCCAUAAUCUACAGGAGCUGAGGCACAGUGCAUCUCUGGCUAAUAAAGUAUUUAUCCAGAGAGAUUACACUGAGGGAACUGUCUGCAAAUUCCAGACCAAAUUCUCCUCCGAACUGGACAGCAGGAUUGAGAAGACUCUGUUCGAGGACACGGUGAAGACUCUGAAUAAUUACUAUGCAGAGGCGGAGAAGAUUGGAGGCCAUGCCUACCUCGAGGGCUGCCUCGCCUGCAUCACAGCCUACCUCAUCUUCCUCUGCAUGGAGACGCGCUAUGAAAAGGUCCUGAAAAAGAUCUCCCAAUACAUUCAGGAGCAGAAUGAGAAGAUCUACGCUCCCAGAGGCCUCCUCAUUACUGACCCUAUAGAGAGGGGCAUGAGAGUUAUUGAGAUCAGUAUUUACGAAGACAGAGGUUCCAGUGGAUCGAGUUCAGGAAGCAGCACCACCAGUAGCAGUGGACGAUGAUGGUCUUCCCGACACACACACACACACACACACACACACACACACACACACACACACACACACCCACACACCCACACACCCACACACACACACUUUCGCGUUCCAGACACAUUCUUUGUUUCAAGUAAAAAAGAUAUAAACAUCCCAAUCACCAACACCGUCCAUCUGCAGGUCGCACCACAUGAGAAUGGGUGUGGCUCCGUGUCCAUCUGCAGGUCGCACCACAUGAGAAUGGGUGUGGCUCCGUGUCCAUCUGCAGGUCGCACCACAUGAGAAUGGGUGUGGCUCCGUGUCCAUCUGCAGGUCGCACCACAUGAGAAUGGGUGUGGCUCCGUGUCCAUAUAUGGAAUCGUCAAAUAGGAAAUAGGAGUUCAUUUUCAUAUUUGGUUCCUGUGUUAGAAUUUCUAAGGGGACAGGAAUCUUCACGGCUAGUCAGGGCUGGAGGACCUUCACUGGUUCCUACAGAGAGAGAGAGAGAGACAACCUGGAGAACCUUUAGAACUUCUCCAUUUUCACAUCAAGCUUCUAAAGUCACAUCACUGCCACAGAACACAACACUAAAACAUCAUCACAGUCUCUCAAUAGCUUCAUCAUUACACUCUCAACUUUGGAUAGUUAAUGAUUAUACCUCUAUAAAAUGGUUCUAUAGAUAACAUGACAAGAUUGUCACGAUGAUAUCAGAGGUGUGAGUGUGUGUGUGUGUGUGUGUGUGUGUGUGUGUGUGUGUGUGUGUGUGUGUGUGUGUGUGUGUGUGUGACUGACAGACAUUUACUCUGAGCCAUGUGCACUGGUCUCAGAUCUGCAGACAGAUCACAACCCUUCUCCAAUCACUCAACAUGAGCUUCUCAGGACACACCCACUAUUACCUUGUCAUCCAUAUGCGCUGGAGAUCCACACAUCUCAGGGGAAUGGUCUACAUUUACACACACACACACACACACACACACACACACACACACACACACACACACACACACACACACACGCAUGAUUUUCACUUCUGCACCUGUGUGUUGUAUGUAGCAGCCUGUAGACCUGAUGCAGAGCAGGAGAGAGUCUUCCACAAUGGGACAAUGGGUCAAGAGUCUGCCAUGUUUGCACUUUUCCUUUUUAAAAUUUUUAUUUAUUUAUUUAUUUUUAUGUACCGGUGUUUAGCUUGAAGCUGCACGAUGACGAUAUCAGUUAUGAGUCAGACGCAGAACCACUCCGGGGUCAGAGCCAUGUAGACGUAGACGUGCUGAUAUUUAUUAUUAACCUAGAAAGAACCAAAUCUGAUCUCGCUUCAACCUGUUUCUCUUUUUGUCAGUUUUUUAUUUUUCCCCUCUUUAGAAUGAGAUGUUUUAUUUUGUAGAGUGAUGACGGUUUCAGAAAAUGAGACAAACUGGAGCAGGUUUUUUUUA
Molecule: messenger RNA, 2097 nt
Organism: Tachysurus fulvidraco (yellow catfish)
Lineage: Eukaryota; Metazoa; Chordata; Actinopteri; Siluriformes; Bagridae
Gene: golga7ba
Product: golgin A7 family, member Ba
Exons: 5
Coding region: 224-697 (157 amino acids)
Biological process (GO): protein targeting to membrane; peptidyl-L-cysteine S-palmitoylation
Cellular component (GO): palmitoyltransferase complex
Source: RefSeq, a predicted model, not a curated record